CCGUAUCGAAAUUUAACACGCGUAACAUAGGCGGUCGAACGUUUUACGUGUUAUUAGAUAGGUACUCAUCCAUGUCCAACGUACAACGAGCGUUUACGUAUAUUUCAUUUUAAUAUUUGUGCAUGAUAUUUAUUUUAUAAGUAAUAAUUUUUAUGUAUUAUUAAUUUUGGUGACGGUAGUUACGUAUUAUUAGUUUACAAAUCAAUAAUAGUAUAUACAUGUAGAGUAAAUACUUUUUGGUAAUUACUCACGCGGAUAGGAUAUUAAUAAAUUUAGUAGAUAUAAUUUAUAAGUACCUAGUAGAUAUAAUUUAUUAAAAAUUAUAUAUAUGUAAUGUUUAGAUAAAUAUAUGUCAGAAUCCGAUAGUUCAGAUAUUGAUACUAGUUCUGCGGACAGUUCAAUAAAAGUUGAAAAUUAUAAAUCUAGGAAAGAAUUAAAAGAGGCAGUUUUAAAAGACGCUGUAAAGAAAGAAUUUUUAGAACAAACUAGGAAAAACAUAGUUAAAACUGUUAGGAAAAAUUUAGUAAGAACACAUAGUUUAACAGAACAGAUAGGUACCGCGCCACGAAAACAAACCGUAGGUCGUUUAGGUACUAGGUCAGACUCAAGCGUAAUUCACGUGCAGUUAGAGUCAGUGGUUAAGAAAAAAAUGAGUAAAAUGGAUUUAGAUAAAGCAAUUGCUAUGAUACCUAUUUGCACGGGCAAAAAGGACGUAGCCGAAUUUAUAAAUAUUUGUGAAAUCGCAAUUAAAGAAACAACGGAAGCAGAUACACCGAUAUUAUUAAAAAUAAUUACUUCUAAGUUAACGGGAAAUGCGUUAGAAGUAACAAAAUAUCGAAAUUUAGAAACAUGGGGAGCAAUAAAAACAAUAUUAGAAGGGGCAUUCGAACAAAAAGUAUCGGAGAGGGCCCUAUCAAUAGCUUUAAACACGGCACGUAUGGCCGAGGGAGAAAGUGUAGCAAAAUUCGCUAGUAGAAUCGAAGAGUUGUAUUAUAAACUCUGCGCGGCAAGUACGAUAGGUGCUAUUAUAACUGCGGCUAGGACAGGGGUAAUACACCCAAGUUUAAUGACACCGCGAGAAAUGGCAGACCAUUUAACGCAAAUUAAGUUAACUUUACCUAUUAAUUUAAAUUUGCCUAUGGGCACAAAUCCGAAUGAAAUUUACGAGCUAAGUAAAAUUACAAAAAUGGCAGUGUUCUAUAAGGAUAGUCAAAUAGUAUUCGUAAUAAAACUUCCGCUGGUUACCGAAUUGGAGCUCACGUUGUUCAGAAUACUUCCAAUACCACAGCCGGUCGAAACAAUGAUAAACGGAAUAAAGAAUAAAAAUCAUAGUAUUGUUUUAAAACCAGAAUUCCAAUAUGUAGCGAUUACAAAGAAUAGGGAACAAUAUACCACGUUCACAGAAACUCAGCUUUUACAUUGUACGGAAACAGAAAUAUUCACAAUAUGUCCAGAGUUUUCACCAGUCGUUCAUUCGAACAACAAAAAUCCAUGUGAGAUAGCUUUAUUCAAAAAUCCGGAUGUCUUGCCAGAAACAUGCGAGACGGGAGUCCUAGUAUUAUCGAAAGACAUAUUUUAUAAAUUAAAACAUGCAAACACUUGGAUAUACACAACAAAGGGUGAAACAUUGACUAUUGCGUGUAGGGAAAACUCGGAACCAUAUAUUACAAAAAUACGGAAGCAAGGAUUAAUUUGGUUAAGCUCAAAAUGCAGAGCGUACGGAAACGAUAUCAUUUUAAAUCCGACACAAGAAAUAAAAUCAAAACACUAUGUUAACUUUAUACCCGAAGUAGGACAGGGAAAAAUAUCAUUUAAAGUAUCCGAUAGAAUAAAGAGUAUGAACCUACCUAAGAUAAUGGUUAACCAAGAUUCACAUAAACUCGAAAAAAUACACGAAAUAGCACAAUCGUUAGAUAAGGUGCAACAACAAAUCGACAAUGAAAUAUUAACACAAUCAGGACAGCUUACUUCGUUGCGACGUCCGCAAUAUGAAAUGGUACGAUUAGGUAGAAGUAAACUCUGUACGGAUGAUGUCAAAGUUGAACAAAAGUUUAAUAAGGUAGACGAGCAAAAUACACUCGGAGGGGAGGAUGUACCACCUCAAAUAAAAUAA
Molecule: messenger RNA, 2113 nt
Organism: Metopolophium dirhodum (rose-grain aphid)
Lineage: Eukaryota; Metazoa; Arthropoda; Insecta; Hemiptera; Aphididae
Exons: 3
Coding region: 350-2113 (587 amino acids)
Source: RefSeq, a predicted model, not a curated record